Molecule: messenger RNA, 829 nt
Organism: Candidula unifasciata
Lineage: Eukaryota; Metazoa; Mollusca; Gastropoda; Stylommatophora; Geomitridae
Source: the annotation of a GenBank genome assembly
GGUAAAAAGAAAAAGAAGUCUAAGGUGGUUAAAGACCGCAAGAAGAAAGAAGAGCAAGAAAAAAGAGCCCUAGAAGAAGAACAAGCUAAAAUACAGGCCAGUGCAGAUGCCAAGCUGCAGAAGAUACGGGAAGCAGAAGAAAGAAUCAUCAGGGCAAAACAGGAAAAUGAGGAGAAAAAAAAAAUACGAAAAGUUGAAAUGGCAGAAUUAGGUGAGAUAUUGGAAAGAAACAGAAACAUGCUUAAAGCUUUGAAUCAGUCUCGAAGACUUCAAGCGAAGUGGGCAAGAUACAUGAGGUGUGAUGGAUCCCCUGACCCAAUUAACCAAAGGGAAAUAAACACAUACAUCAACCUACGGCUUGAAGACGACAGCCACAAUGAUGCCGAGAAUGUUCUUAAGGACAGUCAUUUGGAUUUAAUGCUGAUAGAAGAGCUACAAUUUAUUUUGAUGGACACACCUUUAGAUGAGCUUCCAGAGAAAGAAAGAAUGCUGUGUAAGGAGACCAUUGAAAAGCUUGAGAAUCUGAUAAGCAUCAAGUUGGCCCUGGUCACAUUCCAACUGUUGUGUGAUAAUACGCCUGUUGCAAACAGUGAAUCUGGAAAUCUUCAGCAUGCAGUGACAAAUGAUGAAAUAGCUUUGUGUAUUUGGGGCAACAUUGUCAAGAAUCCAAGAAUAAAGUCCAUUGAGUUUCCGGAAGUUCAUUUCACAUGUGAGAUCCCAAGAAUGUUAACACUGAGCGACUGUGCUGUCCGUGUUUUAUACACAAAGUAUGACCACUACUCAUCUAAAAGCACAGCAGGCAUUCCUCGUGUCAAGCAGAGGGAGGAAG